GUCUUGACAACGGCCGAACUUGUGUUUACUUCAUCACCAACACCAACCCAGUUGUGGUUUCGACGACAUAUAAAGUCAAGCUAUACUCGACUCGUUCUAAGUUGUCCAACUUUACAACGGUGAGGAAUACUUUAUUGUACAGUGAAUUUUUUCAGCUUUGCAGAAAGGAGCUGCCAUGGGUGAUUUAGGCACGCCACCCAGAAGCAAGAAUGGGAAAAGUUGGGCCGGAUGGAUGGCAGCCGUCGUCAUCGGCCUGGCUCUGGUGACGGAAUGGAUGGCUCCAGUGGAGGCCGAUAAACUACAGACCCAAUUUCUGCUAUUGUGACCUGGACAAGUACUUGGUGGACGUACGCAAGGCCAUCGUCACCGGUCAGGAACCCCCGCCAAUGCCCGCAGGAUCCACAACUUCCGCCUCCGUCUCACCUGGCUUCACGAACAGCUCCACAAGUUCCACAAAUUCAACCAGUUCCACAAAUGCAACCAGUUCCACAAAUUCCACCAGGCCCACAAAUGCAACCAGUUCCACAACAGGUGGUAGCACUUCCACCUCCAGUUCCAACAGCACCAGUGGUUCCACCACGACGGGUUCCACCGCUGUCGGCACAUCAUCCUCCAACACCACAUCUUCAUCCACAUCACAGACAACAACAUCUAGUGGGACCAACAGCACUGCUAACUCGACUGCUACUACUACCACUCCCGGAACUGUACGCUACUAAUAGUAGUAGUACUAAUUCGACUGCUACUACUGCUGCGACCGCCACUAAUGCUACUACUAAUGUUACUAUUACUACCACCACUUCUACCUCUACUACCACUACCAGUACACCGAAGGCAGCCAACGGCCUUGGAAUUGGACCCAACAAAGAGUCUACCUCCGCCUCCACCUCCGCCUCCACCUCCGCCUCCACCUCCACCGCCACCACCACCAAGUCUAACUCCACCUCCACCUCCACAUCCACUUCUACUUCUACAUCUACUUCUACAUCUACUUCGACACGUCUACCUCCACGACCACCACGCCUAAAGCUGCAAGGAAGCGACGCCAGGCAGACGAUUUCGAUAACUACGACGGCCACGACACCGUCGAGACCAUCAUGGAGACACCUCGAGACUUGGAGUAUCUGUUGUCUGGCGAGACGCACCGUGGAUCUCGAGUGAAACGUGAAAAUCUCGACAUGGGAACGACCUUGAUCGCGCAGUCGGACCCCCUGUAUUCCUUCAUCACGGAGAGGGUCGAGUAUUCGGGACUGAAGACAUCCUCCGACCAGGGCGUGAUUUACGACGAAGCUGGCAA
Macrobrachium nipponense is the source of this 1297-nucleotide messenger RNA. RefSeq lists its product as uncharacterized. The record is from RefSeq and is a predicted model, not a curated record. Bases 475 to 1161 code for a protein of 228 amino acids. NCBI's taxonomy places the organism in Eukaryota, Metazoa, Arthropoda, Malacostraca, Decapoda, Palaemonidae. The transcript is spliced from 7 exons.